This is a messenger RNA of Xiphophorus hellerii (green swordtail), 3392 nucleotides long. It is a transcript of the gene dcp1a, whose product is annotated as decapping mRNA 1A. Gene Ontology annotation, molecular function: enzyme activator activity; mRNA binding. The record is from RefSeq and is a predicted model, not a curated record. Gene Ontology annotation, biological process: deadenylation-dependent decapping of nuclear-transcribed mRNA; positive regulation of catalytic activity; deadenylation-independent decapping of nuclear-transcribed mRNA. NCBI's taxonomy places the organism in Eukaryota, Metazoa, Chordata, Actinopteri, Cyprinodontiformes, Poeciliidae. Gene Ontology annotation, cellular component: P-body.
AUUUCUGGACGCCACUAUUUCCGGUUGCGGCGGAAGCUACAAGUGUUUGCAGAAAAUCUGUCCGAAGAUGGAGACUUUAACUGCGGGACAUAUGAUGAGCUUAGCUGCUCUACAGAGACAAGACCCGUACAUAAACAAGCUGCUGGAUGUCACCGGUCAGGUAGCUCUGUACAACUUCAACUCCAAAGUGAACGAAUGGGAGAAGACUGAAAUCGAAGGAACACUAUUUGUUUAUUCGAGGUCUGCCUCACCUCACCAUGGCUUCACCAUCAUGAAUCGACUGAGUACAGAGAACCUCGUGGAGCCGAUAAACAAAGAUCUGGAGUUCCAGCUGCAGGAUCCCUUCCUGCUCUACAGGAAUGGCAACUUGGGUAUAUAUAGCAUUUGGUUCUACGACAAACGGGACUGUCACCGCAUCGCCCAGCUGAUGGUCAAGAUUGUGAAACAAGAAGCGGAUCACGCCCUGAGAAAGACCCCAGAGAGGGUGGAUCCAGGGAGAACCAAUGGAGUCGCAGAAUCCCGACCCAUCGACAUCCUGGAGCUGCUCAGCAAAGCCAAGGAGGAAUACCAGAGGGCCCAGAGUGGAGAAACAGACGCGUCUGCAGAGUUAAAUGUGAAAACAAGCAUUAACAAGGCUCCAGAACCUGCACACAGUACACAUCCAGCUGAAAAGAGCUCUCACACCAUGGUGAAGCAGAUCACUGUUGAGGAGCUCUUUGGUUCUCCGCUCCCUAAAGAACAUUCCGCGCAGAACGCCGCCUCAUCCUCCUCCUCUGGCGACCUCCCUAGCGCCUACUUGCAGAAGCAGCCGUAUCCUGCUGCAGCUCACCAGGCUCCUCUCCUCACCCAGCAGUUCUCAACCCACGACCCCAGCUCUAGCCAGCAGCCACACAGACCCACUCCCAUCCCCGCUCCCUACACACUCAAUCCCAGUCCUGUCUUCAAACCCAUGGUCCCCAUGCCAGACCCCCAGCCUCACUGCUCCGUCUCCCCUCUGCUGAUGGCUCCAGCUGGAUCGGAGCAUCAGAAUAACCUCACCGCACCCUCAGCACCUUCAGCUGCCUUUCUGGGACAGAACAUUGUUAGCUCUCUCAAGCCAGCAGCUUCAUCUGUGAAUUCCGGCAUCCACAAACCCAUCCUGGCUCCCAGCUUCCUGCCGAGCACGCUGUUCCCCCCUCACAGCUUCCAAGAGCCCAAGAAGGACGUUUUCUCUCAGCCUCCCAAACUGAUUGCGCCAAUGUCUGCUAUUCCUAUGAGCCCUGGUCUUGCUGUUCCAGGCUCAGAUGCUUCAGUGCUGCUCUCCCCAAGCGCUUUCCAGCAGACUACAAAUAAAACCACAACAGUACCGGUCAUCCAGUCCGCCCCGCCGGAUCCAUCCUCUGCUUCUGGAAGAGCUGCAGAGAGUCUGCAGACCCCCUGCAGUAAAACACAGCUGCAGGACAUUUUGAUACACCUCAUUGAGAAUGACUCUGACUUCCUCAGUGCCAUCCAUGACGCUUACCUGCAGAGCGUAUCCAAGGACUUCAGCAGCAUGAAGCUGUAGUCCGGCUUCCAGCGGACAUGAUUUCAGUGUUAGGGCUUCUUUCUGGCCACAGAAGAGGACACAUGAUUUUGGGAGAAAAAGGAUGAGCAGGCAGGUUUGUGACGCACGGCACACCACAUUGUCAUUGUCUUUUUUGGCAAUGGUUUGUGUGCCAAGGACUGUUACAGGAAAGCCGCAGCAAUCUAACCCCGGAAUCUCCUGUUACCCUGGAUCAGUCGGCGGGUAACCGAGGCAACACGAAGGGGAGAAUAUUUCUUCUCUACGUCCCUCAGCCAUACUUUCCAAAUAAGGUGAAUCUGGUUAAACUAAUGACCACUUCUUGAAGAAAUCUGAUUACUUACAGGAAAGGGAGGAAUACAAUGGAUGUUUAUUUACAAAAAAAAAUUUUUAAAAUUUUUUUUUAGAAUAAAUACCUUCCUUUUCUUCCAAGAUGCAGUCAAAGCAAAAAACAACAUAGAUUAUGAAUUAUUCUUUGAGCUGUUUUUUUGUUGUUUUUUUUUUAUUAUUCACGUUCAGUGGUAGAAUAUGUUUAUAACUCCUAAUCGCACAAAGCCCCAUCUUUGCAUCCUUUCUUUCCUCCAUUUGUUCCUGUAUUCUUUUGUUUUCAUCCUUAUUUGCUGUUGCCUCUCCUCCACCAGCUGAGCUCUCAGUGCUUGACCUUUGACCUUCUCGGGGGGGGGGAAGACUUGCGCAAUACACAAGAGAUUCAGACCAGCACUGUGGGAUGCUUAAGGAAGGUACUACAGAACUAGAUUUAUAUGAAUUUAAAUAUCUUAUGCAAAAAAAGGGGAAAAAAAGUCAUGUUGUUUGGAUUCCUGUUUACAUUCAUCCUCCUAUAAUCAAAACACAUAAGGAAAAGUUGGAGCUGAAUUUUUUUUUUAACAACGUCAUUCUCAUUUCUACUCGGGAGGCAAGUCGUUAAAGUUGGGAUUGGACGAAAUAAACUGCUUUCAUUUUUGGUUUACAGUUUGACUUCAAGUAGAGAAAAAUCAGUUGAACUUCAAUUAAAUUGUUCUCUUUGCAGUACGAGACUACUGCACUAAAUCUAGUGGUGAAUCCUGACAGGAAUAGUACAUCCAGAGCGUCUAAGGCACAAAAAAAGUUUGUUUUGCAGAUGUUUUAUUCCAGAAAAACUUUCUCCACAUCUGUAGUCGCAACAUAACGGGCAUACUGGAUCUUUUCCCCUCUAAAACUAUGGAUGUUAGUUUGCAGGCUCUGAUUUAUUUACCAAAACAAACAGUGAAACAAUGUAUUUUUGUAAGCAGUAUGAAAUUCUUCCUUUUUUUUUUUUUUUUUGAAAAAUCAGAAACGUCCUUGGAUAAAUUGAGAUUAUAUUAACUGUUACAUACAGCACUCCUAAUAAAGAUGAAAAUUAAAAAUCUCUAAAAUAAAAUCAUCUCUUACUGUAUUGGCUUACCCUCACUGAAAAAUGAAGAAACUUUUAUUUUUAUUUAUUUAUUUUUUAACAAAAUUACAAGUGCCACACUUAUUGACACCCCUAAUAAUUACAAUUCUGAACAACGGAAGCUUUUUUAAAUGUAUGUCUUUGCUUCUUUUAAUUGAUCAGAGUGCCUAGGGAAUAUUUGUAGUAAUAAAUACCUUCCCAUUUCAAGACCCAAAUUUUCUUAGUCACGGUCCAAAUGGGAACUAAGAGAAAAUGCCUUUAAAGACAGAAAGAGUUGCAACUGACUACAAUAAAUUCUCUGUUCUCCUAAACCCACCUGUGUCUGAAACAUUGUGAACAUUUGAAAGCUGGAUAAGGAAACUGCAGGUAAAAGAAAUCUAAAGUUCACAUUUGGAUAACUGCAAGAAAUUGGUGUAAUAAAUUACUAAUUUAAAAAGAAAAAAA